Molecule: messenger RNA, 3828 nt
Organism: Portunus trituberculatus (swimming crab)
Lineage: Eukaryota; Metazoa; Arthropoda; Malacostraca; Decapoda; Portunidae
Product: protein transport protein SFT2-like
Biological process (GO): vesicle-mediated transport
Cellular component (GO): membrane
Source: RefSeq, a predicted model, not a curated record
CCCUCAACAGAUGGCGGGACGAGCACACUGGUGAGUGGUGACGUCUACAUGUAAACAAAAAUGACAGAAUUAAACCGCGAGCUGCAGGAAUAUUUAUCAAGAGCAGAUGGCAAGAGUGAAUCCAAGGAGCCUCUCUUACCAACCUCUCUUCCCAAGAUCACCAGCAUCCCGAAGUUGUCGUCGUGGUUCUCCAGAAACGGAGCCACGGGAGGAGAGAACCUGGUAGACGAGGAGGCUGGAGGGACUUCGCGCACCUCAUCUUCCUCCUGGUUCUCCUCAGCCCAAUCGGACCCAUGCUUCCCCAGUCUGGGACGGAAACAAAGAAUCUUGGGUUUCCUGGCAUGCGUUGUGAUGGGCUUGAUAUGUUUCUCACUUGCUGCGAUGUAUUUUCCUGUACUUGUGUUUAAGGCGCGCAAGUUUUCUCUUCUGUUCACGCUGGGCAGCGUUUUCUCUGUGCUAAGUUUUUCAUUCCUGUGGGGUCCUAUCAACCACCUGAAGCACCUGUUUUCUUCUGAGAGGAUAGUAUUCACCACGGUGUACUUCGCCUCCCUCUUUGCCACUCUGUACUGCCUAAGCUUGCAGUCCACCAUAUUUACCUCCAUUACUGCCAUCAUCCAAGUAGCAGCACUGCUUUGCUUUGUUCUCAGUAACAUUCCAGGUGGACAAACUGGACUCAAAUUUUUCUCGAGCAUAUGUUCCUCCAUGGUAAAGACAACAGUGUCCAAAGCUCUGCCAGUUUAGCACUUAAGUGUGUUCAUAAACUUUCAGUUAAUUUUGUACCUUUUGUGUGAGUGAGUGUCAACAUACAAAGUCAGUAUUGUUUUCUCAUCUGGUUUCUCACUUGGAUGAAUAUCAUUUAAAGUCUUCUCCUAAAUGUUAAUUAGGAAACAUAUCAUAAAUGUUAUUCUGUACUAAAGUAUUUAUUGUUGACUUCCUUCAUGUAUCAUUGAUGAAUAUAUGGGCUGAAUGAAUGACCAACUCUACAUUUUCAUAUAUACUGUAAGGUACUUGUAUAUUAUAGUCUCUUUAUUCUUGAAUGGUCAGUGCUUUAACUAGGAUAAGGAUCAGAUCAAGCUUUGAAAUAUUGUACUCACUGGAAAUUUGGCAUCAUUAUAACAAAGAUCAGUACUCGGAGAUUCAUGAUUAAGUUGAUGAAAGAUACACAGAUUGGAUAUUUUGCUGAAUGACAUCCUAUUUUGAGAAUAUAUGUACUAUUUUGGAAUGCAUGAAAUGCUCAAUCUUGGCAUUAUCAUGGGAAUGUAGGUAAGGUUUUUUUUUUAUUGAUAUAUUACUAUUAUUUUUGUUGUUAUUAAUACUAUUGUUAUUAUUUAGAAAUUUUUGUUUUUGAAAAUUUUCCUUUCUUUUUAACUCUAGUACUGGGUCACUGUAGUAGUAUCAGUAUGUGUAGAUUCAUGGUUUUGAUGGACACUGAACAAGAUUGCUAAACACUAAAUUGGGGUAAAGAUAUGGAAACAUUUUGGCAUCAUCAUUCAUGACAAUGAAUGAAGGUUUGCUCAUUUAGACUAUUUAAGUGACAAAAUUGAGGUGCGAUGAAAAUAAACAUUGAUUAAAUCUAAAAGGUAAUAUGGCUAAAUUUACAGAGUAACUGUCUCUAAUGCCCACUUAUAGACAGCAUAUGAGUGUGCCAACUUCCUGAACUGUAAUGAAUUAACAUCUAUAAGUAUUUCAUGAUUAGAAUUUUAUGCUAUGCAGCAAUCUCUUAACAUGUCAAAUAUUUGGCAUUACUGAUCAUAUGCAUAGUACUCCUUUAGUUUUGUGUUAAUUAUAUAUGUUAUUCUGCAGAGAACAAAUAAUAUAUUGUUUCAUAUUUGGUACUUGUGUAGUCUUGAAGUUAUGGAAUAUUUAACAUUACUAUCAGAGAACUCAUUUACCCAGAACUUGAAACUUGGACAAAAUAGAUUUCACUCAACUAAACGUACAAUGUUCGUAGAUGGGGACCUGAAACAUCUAUGAGUAGUUUUGUCUUCUGAUUUAAUUCUUUUACUGUUUUCUUUUUGUGGAUGUCACUCCACAUGUGUAGUAAAAGAGUCCUAUUUUAAUUGGAAAAAGAAUAUAGUAAUAUGAACAGUGUUGUAACUUUGUAUUGUAGGAUAGAGCACCAAAAUCUCUGAGAUCCAGCAUAGGCACUUCUGUCAUUUUUCAUAGCAAGAUCGUCAGCAUGAAUUGUAGUUGCAUUCAUUUGAGAAAAACACAGUAAUGAAUAACAUAACUUUGAUGUAGGUUUUUAAGUGACAAUUGACUGGUCCCAUUAUAUAAUUUUUAUGCACUUCCUGUGCUGUAGUAUAAUUAUGAGUCCCAUUCAUGCUUGCACAUACAUGUUACACUGGUUUAUGGUUACACAGUAUCUAGUUGUGUGAAAAAUCAUUGUACACUAUAAAAGGUGUGUAUGGAUAUGUUUUAAUUUGUGUAUGAGCAAUGGUAAUUAACCAUUCUAUAUAUGUAUAAUCAACAAAUAUAGUAUAUUUAUAUAUAAAGAUAUGAUUUUGCAAUUUGAAUAUGUGUACUCUGUUUAGAAUACCAGAUGUAUGACCUGCAAAGACUGGCAUUCCACUAGUAACCAAAUCUGCAGUUUAGGUAUUAUUACUCAUGGAAGAAGUACAAAUAAAAAGUUUGGAUUAUCUCGAAUAUAUGCUUCAGUUAAAAAUGGUUGGAAAGAUCAUAUGUAAGCUUAUAAAUGCAUAAAACUGUAUUGCUAAUUCAAAAGUUAGGUUGAGUCUGCUGAUAAUGCAGCUUGGAAAUGUGUGGAAGAAAAUUGAGAUUGAAUGAGAUGAAUGAGUAAAGAAGCGUAUGAAGUGGGCGUAUUGCAGGAAGAUGAAUGUAAUUUUUCAUGGUAAGUUGUUUGAGGAGAUAGACUAAUAUCUUAAUCAUUUACUGUUGUGGAAGGAUAUCUGUGAAGCAAGGUUUGGAAAGAAAUUGGCCAUUCAGUUAUAGGUCAUCUGGAGUGAAUGCAAAGAGCAAAGUGUGUGAAUACUAAAGAGAAUGAUAAAAAAAAAGUUUCAGUAUAAUGGAAAUUUAGAUGUGUGAAGAAAUGUACGUAUGUACUGAUACAUAAUGGUAGAGUAAGAAUUGAUGACAGAGUAUUUAAAGAUGAUUUAUUGAAAUGUUAAAAGGUGAGGAGAAAACUUCUAAUGGGAUGGAGUGAAGAGUGAUGCAGUGUGAAGAGAGGAAGAAAGACUGCACAUGAUGAGGCUGAAUGGAGAAUAGUUAGAGGUACACACAACACAAAGUGAUACAGUCAAUAGAGCUACAAGAAGCUUAUUUGCACUUGCUCCAAAUCUAUGUAUGUAGUCUUAUCAGACAUUUGAAAGAUGUAGCAGGGUCAAACAGUUCUGCUUUCAGGCCCUAAUAUGGAGGGAUAUGGUUGUGCUUGCACACUUGACACACAUAUAAGAGUGAACAGUGAAGGUUUAUUCUCUCUAUCAAUACAGGUUCAGCAGUUAGAAAUGACUCAGUUUUAUUGUAAUGAAUGUAUGUCUUGCUUUGGUAGUGACAGAUUUAUGAAUUUAUUAUAUAUGUCAAAUGCAUUUCUAUUGAGAUUUGAGAUUGACUAUUUACAUCUUUACCAUAGCUCACUGUUUAUUAUUUCUAAUAUCAAACAUCCAAUGUCAAUGAAGGUACAUACAAUUUAACCUUUUGCAGAUCUGAUAUUUCCUUAAGUGUUUGUAGAAAUAGAAUUUUUAAGAUGCAGUAAUUCACAAUUAAUUAGGAGUAGGAAUGUAUCUUAUACAGUGUGUAUGUGAUUAACAUUAACAUGUUACUUAUUACUUGUUUAUACCAAUCAAUGAGAUAAAAAUAUUGAUAUAAUUA